Molecule: messenger RNA, 4196 nt
Organism: Oryza sativa Japonica Group (Japanese rice)
Lineage: Eukaryota; Viridiplantae; Streptophyta; Magnoliopsida; Poales; Poaceae
Product: pentatricopeptide repeat-containing protein At4g19890
Molecular function (GO): protein binding
Source: RefSeq, a predicted model, not a curated record
ACGGGAAAGCAGCAUUCUGCGUGGAGAGAGAGAUGCUUGCUCGCCGUUGCCAUGGCCUCCUCCUCCGCCGCCGCCGCCGCCUUCUCCCCAACCUCCCACCACUCUCCACCGCCGCUAUCUCCACCCCGUCUCCGCCUCCGCCUCCGGAUGCUACCCUCGAUGGUGCCGCGCCCGGCGACCCCGGCGCGCUCGCCCCCGACGACGCCAUCGCGUCCCUCCCCACCGUGGCGGACUCCGCGGGCUCCGCGGCGGCGCUGGCGCUGUUCCGCCGCCUCGCGUCGCGCCCGGACCUGCGCCGCCUCAUGCGGCUCUACGUCACCGCGGCCACCGCCUUCGUCGCGAGGGGGAGCCUCCCGAUGGCGCACGAGGUCAUGCGGGGGAUGGUGGCCGCCUUCGGCGAGGCCGGGAGGCUCCCCGAGGCCGCCGACAUGGUCCUCGAGAUGCGCAGCCACGGGCUCCCGCUCUGCGUCGAGACGGCGAACUGGGUGCUCAGGGUCGGGCUGGAGACCGGGAGCUUCGUGUACGCGCGCAAGGUGUUCGACGGAAUGACGAGGGCCGGUGUGUGCCCCGAUGAGCGCAGCUUCCGGGCGCUGGUCGUGGUGUGCUGCCGGGAGGGAAAGGUGGAGGAGGUUGAUGCCUUGCUGGCGGCAAUGUGGCGUUAUGGGUUCUCGCUGGAUAACGCGACGUGCACGGUGGUCGUGCGGUCGCUCUGUGAGAAGGGACGGUUCAAGGAUGUGUCUGAGUUCUUCAGGAGGAUGUUGGAGACGGGCACGCCACCGAACGUGGUGAAUUACACUGCAUGGAUUGAUGGGCUGUGCAAGAGACGCUACGUGAAGCAAGCCUUCCAUGUGCUGGAGGAGAUGGUUGGAAGAGGGUUGAAGCCUAAUGUGUACACGCACACAACGUUGAUUGAUGGUCUCUGCAAGAUUGGGUGGACAGAGCGGGCGUUCCGGCUUUUCUUGAAGCUCAUCAAGAGUAGCUCGUACAAGCCAAAUGUCCACACGUACACUGUAAUGAUUGGAGGGUAUUGCAGGGAGGGCAAACUUGCUCGUGCUGAGAUGCUAUUGGUGAGGAUGGUUGAGCAGGGGUUGAAACCAAACACAAAUACAUACACUACGCUUAUUGGUGGGCAUUGCAAGGGGGGCAGUUUUGAUCGUGCAUUUGAACUAAUGAAUAAGAUGAAGCAAGAAGGCUUCCUACCUAAUAUUUACACAUACAAUGCUGUUAUUGAUGGCUUCUGCAAGAAAGGAAAGAUUCAAGAGGCUUACAAGGUGCUCCGAAUGGCCACUAGUCAGGGGCUCAAGUUUGAUAAGAUAACAUAUACUAUACUGAUAACUGAGCACUGCAAACAAGGUCACAUAACAUAUGCUCUAGAUUUGUUCGAUCGGAUGGUGGAAAAUGGUUGCUGUCCUGAUAUAGAAGCAUACACUAGCCUCAUUUCUACAUAUUGUCAGCAGAGACAAAUGGAAGAAAGUCAGAAAUUUUUUGACAAAUGUCUUAUGAUAGGACUACUGCCAACCAAACAAACGUAUACAUCAAUGAUUGCAGGGUACUGCAAAGUGGGAAGAUCAACCUUGGCUUUGAGGGUCUUUGAAAGGAUGGUUCAAAAUGGAUGUUUUGCGGACUCUAUAACUUAUGGUGCUCUAAUAAGUGGUCUCUGCAAAGAAUCGAGGCUAGAGGAAGCAAAGGCUUUAUACGAAGGCAUGCUUGAUAAACGUUUGGUGCCAUGUGAAGUAACUCGUGUCACUUUAACUUUUGAAUAUUGCAGGAGGGAGAAAACAAGCAUUGCUGUAUCAGUCUUGGAUAGAUUGGACAAACGGCAGCAGGUUCAUACAGUAGAUGUAGUAGUUAGAAAGCUCAGUGCCUUGGGAGAUGUGGAUGCUGCCAGUCUUUUUCUUAAAAAAGUUUUGGACGAGGAUUAUGCUGUUGACCAUGCAACUUAUACUGGCUUCAUCAAUUCUUGUUAUGAAAAUAAUAGAUAUGCCCUAGCUUCUGAAAUGUCUGAAAAAUUCUCAAAGAAAAUAUCUAGCUUUAAAGAAAAAAGAUGAUUUAGCAACAGCCAUUGCUUGAUCAGAAAGGGUGGUGCAUUGCUUCUACUGAUACAGACAAGAAAUUCUACAUUCAAGGUAUAGACCUGACUUUCUCAAAUGGAGUGGGGGAGAACUUGAAGAUAGUAAUGGCAUCUUCUUUGCAUAAAAUUCUGUGAGAACUGAGAAGAAACAAGGUCAUUCGUUGAUUUGAUGGAGAAAUGGUAACAGCUCAGCACUUCAGUAGUGUUUUAGUUUGAUCCUAGUGUUUAUUCUUCUAACACAUCAUUGUAUCAUUUGCCUACAGAAGAACAAGUCUUUCUUGAAUACUUGGGAGAUAGUAGUCACUAACAAAAUCCAUCUGUGCAUUGUAUAAUGAAGGUUAUUUCAUUAACCAUUAUACUGGUUCUGAACAAUUAGUUCAAUUUUGUACUUAAGCAACAAGGAUGUUGUUUCAUAGAAAAGUUAUCCAUUAUUCCUACCAUCUGAAAGUUUCUGCUGUGUGGAUGGUUAACAAUUUGAUUUUAUGCUUAUUCCAGCUAUUCAUGUAUAUUGCUAUAUUGUUGACAAGCUUUCUAGGUUUUAUCAUUACAUGGCCAAACUCCAGUCUGUUUUAAUUCUUCUUUUUAUUUUUCUUUAGUAAACAUGAAGGGCAUGGAAUUUUUGCAUGCACCAUAGACUACAGCUGUCAGCUUUAACUUGUUGCCGUUCAUGGUUUUCUAUUUUUACAUUGUAUAUUACUUACAAGGAAUCCUCAGGUUAUCCAAUUUCCCUGCAUUCUGUUUCGACAAAGAAAAUGUUUAGGUAUUUGUAAUAGGAGUCACACUAUUUUGAAGAUAAAUUAUUUUUACAAUAAUCUAGAAAUGAUAUGUAGAAUCAGGCUCCACAAUACAAUUUACAAAUCUGAUUCAUGCAGUGCUGCAGGUAUGUUACACAUCAACGUUCCUGCUUAUUUUCAUUCUACUUUCUGUAGACCUAAAUCUUAUAUGAGCAGCACUAACUUUUUCCUGUCUUCAGUGGUUCUGGCUGUGUGUGGCUGGAUAUGGCUUUUAAACUACCCUGUCUACCCACAAUAUCAGGGUGUUUGGGACUAUAGGUAUCAGGCUAUCAUCUAAUGUCCUGCAAAAAAUGGGGGGUGAUUAGUUAUGUUGUCUGUUAACAAGCAAUACAGAAAUUUUUUUAGAUGAAAGCUCAACCAGAAAACUGACCAAAGCUGGUGUGGAUGCUGGUAAGUCCAGGAAAUUACUUUCCAGCUAGCAAAAUUGGUGCUUGAUUGUAUUGGUUGUCAAACGUGGGCUGCCUCGACGAUGCUGAAGAUGUCUGUCUUAUUUUGUUAUCCUUCUCUUAUUGGUUCUCAUGGGAUAUUUCUGGCCUCCAUGGAUCUUUCUGCAUCUUGUUUGUUUCCAUGCACAUUGUCGUAUGAAAUCCACUCUCCACCACUCCAGGUUUGUGCCUUAUAGUUUCAUUAAUUUUUCCUCUCUUUCUUUGGUUGCAUAUUUGCUAAUGGUCAGCUUCAUUAGUCCUGUCACGCUCACAGCUUUAGCAAAAAUCUGUGAGAAAAACUGUUAACUUCAUUUCUUUGGUUGCAUAUUUGCUAAUGGUCAGCUUCAUUCCUCCUGUCACGCUCACAGCUUUAACAAAACUGUUUACUUCUUGAGAUUUUAUUAGGUCAUUUAUUCAGUUCACACUUUCAUACUUGUCUGGAUUUUAAAAAACGUGUCAUGCCAGAAAAGAAAGGGAAGGCCACCAAGACAGUUCCGGAAACCAGGUUAAAAAAAAAAAGCUAUUUUGGCUUAAUUUUGUGAGUCUUUUUUAAGAAUUAUGUUAUACGUUAGAAAAUUUCAUGUACAAGAUCUAUUCACAGGGUUACCAUUUUACCAAGUAUACAUUAACACAAAAACACUAUAGAAUAUAAUCUAUAGUAGUCUGUAGUCUAUGUCUAUGUAUACACAUGAAUGUCUGAACGAGAUGUAGCUGCACGACAUUGUGUUCACAGCAUAAAGGUUAGAUACAGUUACUUAUGCAAACCGUGAGGACUCUAGGCUAUUCCUAACAAUCCACAACUAUAGUGAGUACUGUUGUCUCCUUUCACCCUUUCUUGGGAAACAAGUGAAGCUCAUGUGAUACAAUUGUAUGAUCUUCCAGUUAUCUGCCACCGGAUAGCUGAAU